AUGGCUGCUUCUUUUGCCGAUCUUCCCACGCAAGCGCUGUGGCCUUCGCACAUGGCCCGCAUGGUUGACAAGCUGCCAAUGCAGCAGCUGAGUCAGCUCCACAGGGCAUGCAACAAGCUAUUCCAACAAAGAUCUCGAGAAAUUCAAGAGAUUUUCGUGGAGAUCGCCAGCCACCUUCGGUGGAUGUUGACCGGACUUCUGGAACAAUUGCAGGAAGACGAAGCGGAGAACAAGGCACAAGAAGUCUGGGAACUGAUGUUUUGGGUUCGGGACCAAGCCAAAGGUAUUCUGGAGCUCCUGGAAGUGACUCGAGACAAUUAUUUGGGCACCGAAGUGGUCGAUGGAGGCAUCUUGCAGAUUUACAUAGCAUGCAAGACAGAGCAGAGCUGGAAGCCGUCAGAGAUAUCCGAUUCUGCCGAAACUUUCAUGUGGAAGCUGCGUCCGCCCAAUUUCCCAGGGACCAUCACAGAGGACACAGGGGGUGCGGGUCCAGAAGACUCGGCGCUGCCGGAGUCGAUGCCCGGUGGAGCUGACUUGGCGGAGCUGCAAGAGCUUGAGCACGAGCUGCUUGAGGCAAGAGCUCGGCAGCCCGGGGACAGCCAGGAACUGGCACUCAUCUUGGCCAGACUCGGUCAGGCGAAAAUGCGUCAAGGUCAUCAUGCGGAAGCCAUUGAGCAUCUGAAAGAGUCUUUGCAACUGCAGCGGUCAUUGGAUAGUUCCACUGAACUGCCCUGGGUUCUGAGUAAGUUUAUCUUCUGUUGCAUCCCGUUGGCAUUGCUUUCCCAGCGCCGGUCAGCUUUCCCGUCCUUGAAUGCAGCCACUCUGCAUCAGCUUGGCCAAGCGAAAGCUCAGACUGGAGACCUGAAAGAGGCCCUGCGAUACCUGAAAGAGUCUUUGCGAAUGAAGCGGUCUUUGCACGGUGACGGUGACCACCCAGGAGUUGCAGCCACUUUGCAUGAGCUUGGCGAUGUGACCGCUCAGACUGGAGACCUGAAAGAGGCCCUGCAUUACCUCAAAGAGUCUCUGCGAAUGAAGCGGUCCUUGCACGGUGACGGUGACCACCCAGACAUUGCAGUCAUUUUGCAUGAGAUUGGCCGAGCCCUGCGGUACCUGAAAGAGUCUUUGCGAAUGCAGCGGUCCUUGCACGGUGACGGUGACCACCCGGGAAUUGCAGCCACUUUGCAUGAGCUUGGCCGAGUGACCGCUCAGACUGGGGACCUGAAAGAGGCCCUGCGGUACCUGAAAGAGUCUUUGCGAAUGACGCGGUCCUUGCACGGUGACGGUGACCACCCAGGAAUUGCAGUCACUUUGCAUGAGCUUGGCCGAGUGACCGCUCAGACUGGAGACCUGAAAGAGGCCCUGCGGUACCUGAAAGAGUCUUUGCGAAUGACGCGGUCCUUGCACGGUGACGGUGACCACCCAGGAGUUGCAGCCACUUUGCAUGAGCUUGGCGAUGUGACCGCUCAGACUGGAGACAUGAAAGAGGCCCUGCGGUACCUGAAAGAGUCUUUGCGAAUGCAGUGGUCGUUGCACGGUGACGGUGACCACCCGGGAAUUGCAGCCACUUUGGCCGAGCUUGGCCGAGUCACAGCUCAGACUGGAGACCUGAAAGAGGCCUUACGGUACCUGAAAGAGUCUUUGCGAAUGAAGCGGUCCUUGCACGGUGACGGUGACCACCCAGAAGUGGCUGCAAUUUUGCAUGAGCUUGGCCAUGUGACCGCUCAGACUGGAGACCUGAAAGAGGUCCUGCGGUACCUGAAAGAGUUUUUGCGAAUGAAGCGGUCCUUGCACGGUGACGGUGACCACCCAGGAGUUGCAGCCACUUUGCAUGAUCUUGGCGAUGUGACCGCUCAGACUGGAGACAUGAAAGAGGAAUUUCAGCCACUUUGCAUGAGCUUGGCUAGGGUGAUGGCAGAAGCUGGAGAACUGAAGGAGGUGCAAAAGAUCGACAGUUUCAAUUCCAAGCUCAAAUCGUGCAUGGAAUCGACCAGAGCAAGCUUGCUAAGCUGCUUGGAGGUGGACAUCCGCGACGUCACCUCGGAGGCUGCGCCAAUGCGGUUCACCUUCGUGGCCGCGGCGAGGUCGGCUUCGUGCCAGUGCCUGGAUUGCCACUGGUGUCGGGUGGGUGGCGGAUGUUCCUGGUUCGGGAAACUUGUGGCCAUCAAUGGAGGCACUGUUGAUACCUGUCCCGAUCUCUCGAUUGAGUCGGGCAGUGGUGAAUCAAUCGUGGUGUCAGCACCCUACCAGCGGGACGUGGUGCAGCAUCUCUACAGCAUGGCAGAGCAGUCUCAAGUCGGGACACUCGAACGCACUGUUAUCGACACGAGUGCACGAAGGUCCAAGGAGUUUUCUCAAGUCAAAGUCACGGAUGCCGACAGGCCUUGGCCGUUGGAGCAGGUGUGCGAGGAGAUUCGCGCCAAGUUGGCUCCUGGGGCGACUCGAGUGCAUGCUGAUUUAUACAAGCUACUUCUUUACAACAAAGGAGAUUUCUUCAACAUGCACAAGGAUGCCCAGCAGCAUAGCCACAUGUUUGCCAGUCUACUCUUCUUUCUUCCAUUCGAGCAUGAAGGAGGCGGGUUGCAACUUUCUCGGCUGCAGACAUCAUGGGAGAAAUCAGCCAUGUUUGAUGUCGCAAAUAUCAACAAGGAUGGUUGCUGCUCAUGGGUUGCCUUCUACACCGACGUGUGUCACAAAGUGCUGGAUGUGAAGAGUGGUCACAGAUUGGUUCUCAACUACACGCUGCGAUUUGAGGGUUCGAUGAGCCCAUCCCCUUGCUUGCCCAAGCUCCCAACCAGAGCCAUUGACUUGGUAAAGCAGACGCUGAAAGGAAAUGCAGAUUUGGCCAUUCCACUCUUCUAUGCUUAUACUGCCGAAUCCUUUGGAACAAGCUUUCUGAAGGGACGUGAUGCCUACCUUUUCAAUGCAUUGCAUGCGUGUGGCCUAGCUGCCUCUGUGCGAUUUGUUCUAUGCAUUGACACGACCUCCGUUUGGUACUAUGAUGAUUGCCCAGAAGAACCAGACUGGCACACAAGCUUUGAUCGUGCAGUGCUUGUUGGUGAAGAGUUUGUACGUGAGGCCGUGCAACUUGAAGAAGAAAGGCAUCAGUCCCGUGGCUUCGAUAACGACGGGAGACAGUUGAUUGCAAAGGGAGCUGCCUUUGCAAAAAAAAUCAUGGACGCCUCCAAGCGACCUCUACAGUGGGUGAUGUUGCCUCAAGAGCCUUUCGUGGAGAACAGACUCUGGGUGGGCCACUCGAUAGAGGCAUUCGGAUGGCUUGGAAACAUGACACCGGCUGCGGAGCUCUACUACAUCCAGGAAGGUGACCCAUGCGACUGGCGAGGGGCGUGUCACGUCAAGCGGAAGUAUGGCGCAGCCGCCAUGGGCCGCCUGGCCGCGGCGGCGGCCGAAGUGGGCCCAGGCUGCGAUCGACCUCAAUUGGUGACCCCAAUGCGACGUCCGGAUCAUCGGAGAGGUAUCCUUUGCGACGUCCUGACGGAUGACUGGAGAGGUGGACGGACUCGGCGAGCACGGGAGGACAGCGCAGUGGGUGGGCGUUUGGGAACGAAGGACGGCUCCAAGGACGGCUCCACCGGGGAGAAAGCUGCUUCGGCUGCGAGGAGGUCACUCCAUCAGGCAUGUGACCAGCAGCUCUGGAAAAGAUUCCAACAAAUCCGAAAAGCAUUUCAUGACAUUGACAUCCGAGUGCAAGCGGUCUUGGAGCAACUUCCAGAAGACCUGCAGGAAGAGGUGGAGGAGGACUCGAUCGACAAGGCAAUGGAACUGUGGGAUUUCAUGAAGGAGGUUCGAGACAUGGCCAAAGGUAUCCUGAAGCUCUUGGAAGUCACUCAACACCAACUCUUGGGUGCUGAAGUCACCAAUGAGGAUUUGUUGGCCAUUUUGGCCGAGAUCGUUGUCAGAGCAGAGCACGAAGCCGUCAGGGAUGAGGCAAUCCUGGACACCCGAAAGCUUCAUAUAGAAGCUGCUUGUAGCUUCAUCCAUGCUACUCGGCAAGUGGAGAAGUUGCUGCAACCGAUCCUGCAAAGAAGACUUGUAUCAGGUCUACGUUCCUCGUCCAUUGUCCUGCACCCGCCCAUGAAUCCUCCUUUUGAGACAGAAUCAGUGUAUUCCGUGACGGAUCAGACUCAGAGCGGGACUCGGCCCUCUCAGCCGCGGCAGUUCCCAGGGACAAUCACAGAGGACAGUGGGGGUCCGGGUGCAGGACCAGAAGACGUGCCGGAGUCGAUGCCCGGUGGAGCUGAUCUGGCGGAAUUGCAAAAGCUCGAGCAUCGACUGCUUGAAGCGACAGCUUGGCAGACCGGCGACAGCACGGAACUGGCCGUCAUCCUGCACAACCUCGGUCAGGUGAACGGAUGUCAAGGGCAUCACGCGGAAGCCAUGGAGUAUCUGAGAGAGUCUUUGCAAAUGAAGCGGUCCUUGCAUGGUGACGGCGACCACCCAGAAGUGGCAGCCACUUUGCAAGUGCUUGGCCGGGUGACCCAUCAGAGUGGAAGCCUGAAAGAGGCCCUGCGGUACCUGAAAGAGUCUUUGCGAAUGGAUCGGUCCUUGCACCGUGACGGUGACCACGCAGGAAUUGCAGUCACUUUGUCCCUGAACUUGGCAAUGUCACCGCUCAGAAUGGAGACCUGA
Molecule: messenger RNA, 4647 nt
Organism: Durusdinium trenchii
Lineage: Eukaryota; Dinophyceae; Suessiales; Symbiodiniaceae
Source: the annotation of a GenBank genome assembly